Molecule: messenger RNA, 1910 nt
Organism: Cololabis saira (Pacific saury)
Lineage: Eukaryota; Metazoa; Chordata; Actinopteri; Beloniformes; Belonidae
Gene: hspb11
Product: heat shock protein, alpha-crystallin-related, b11
Exons: 5
Coding region: 47-457 (136 amino acids)
Biological process (GO): intraciliary transport
Cellular component (GO): centrosome; cilium; intraciliary transport particle B
Source: RefSeq, a predicted model, not a curated record
UUAUUUUAUUUGACUCUACUGGUGUCCACUGUGCGACUCGGUCCUGAUGAUUGAUUCCUCUCUCAGCUCUCUGGGAGCAGAAGUGGUCCUGGCUUCGUCCAGCGAUGAGAACCACCCGCAGGAAAACAUCAUCGACGGCAACAUUAAAAAGUUUUGGAUGUCCACCGGGAUGUUUCCUCAGGAGUUUGUGGUUCGCUUUGCGGAACCCACGACCUUAUCAGCUCUGACAGUGGAGAGCUAUAAUGUCAAGCAUCUAAAGAUAGAAAAGAACACCUCAUCAAAUGCUUCUAAGUUUGAGUCUGUUACAGAGAAAGAAUUUGAACGUACAGAUGGACAUCUUCAGUCAAAUGCUAUUUCACUACAUGUAGAUGGCUGUACUGCAACUCACCUUCGUUUUAUCAUCACCUCAGGAUAUGACCACUUUGUGUCAGUGCACAAAGUCAGUGUAAGAAAUUAAUAUUUGUUUGUGUGUGUAUGGAAAGUUGAUCCCAAUAAAAUUGUCUGUAAGCAAAAGUUAAUGUAAUCCUUGAAAUCUUAUCAACAAAGUGCCAGUUCCAGACAAAACUAAUGACUGAAAGUUGGAUGUUGUUGUUCCAAGAUUUGCUUCCAGCAAUUUUCACCGUUUUUACUUAUGUAAUGUUAUGGAUUCACAUUGGGAGCUUUUCAUCCACUAUUCAACUGCUCCUGGUAAUUUCACAAGCUGAUAGUUGGCAAAGCUUUAGAACAAACUAGCUGGAUUGUGUUGAAUGGUAAAAUUACUUACAAAGGAACUCACUCUGUGUGAGGGACAGAGUUAAUUAACUAAUUUUUAGCAGCAAGAGCUUAAAUUGGCAUUCAUACACUGACUACCACCUCCCCUCAGCCAUUUCCCCAUGAGCAGAAAUUGACAUCCCCCCAGACAUGGAUAAUCAUGAUAAUGCUGCUGCUGUCGGUGGGGGAUGGAGGUGUUGCAGAACCAGAUGGCUUCCCAGUCAACCAGCAAGUGUUCAAAGGCUGCGGGCCUAUUUAUACAAAGUCCGCUAGCCACCUCCUGCAUUUCUACAUCUCUCUCACACACUCACUUGCAUGAACACAUCUACCUCCAUUGCCAUUUCAGCUUGUCGGCAGCAAAGGCUACAGCAGUGUGUGAUGACCGUUUGGGACUCCCUCUCCAAUUACUUGCUGAGUCCAGAGAAGCUUGGGAAUAGAGUUCGGUCUGCAUACAAGUCUCAGAGUAAACCAAUAAUAUAUGAAAUACAUGCCUGAAUAACUAGCCCCUUGAUAUUUCAGAGUACCUAAUUGCUCAGGGGUACAACUGGGUUAUAGUACAUUUGAGUAUGUGAGUGUGUAGUGAGUAAUGAGGGCAAGGUAGAAACUGAUGCAGUGUUAUUGACUCAUUCAUUAUUUAACAGCAGGGGAUAUUUACUAUUAUCUUAAAGGGGGAGCUUUGACUUUGAAAUGAAGUAUAAGCCUACGUUUUAUGGGACUGCAAUAUUUUUCUUAGAACAGUUCCAAUGAUAAAUUUAGUCAAUAAGUAAGCCAAGAUCUCUAUUUGUAUGUUAAAUAAGGUUUUUGUAGCUCCUCCCCUUUACUAAUGAAACCUGUCCCUUUUGUGUUUUACUGUCAGCCGAUCAGCAGAAUCACAGCAGGAUAUGAUUGCAUUUUUAUCAUGACACAGCAGGGCAGGCAGGGCUAAAUUAUUCACCAGUGUCUUCUUACGGCUGCCUGACUGCUGUCCAAUCACCCAGUGACAUGUGAAAGACCAAAAGUGAAUGUUAAGCUAAAUCCAUGUAAAGAAUAUGGUUAUCAUAGCCUUCCCCGAACCAUACUUUCUUACUAUGGGGCCCAAAUGACAAUAACUGAUUAAAUGAAAGUUAAAACAUUGCCGUAACUCAACCAACUCUUUCUUUCCUGCCCAGUUCUUAUCAUCU